Molecule: messenger RNA, 270 nt
Organism: Dichotomopilus funicola
Lineage: Eukaryota; Fungi; Ascomycota; Sordariomycetes; Sordariales; Chaetomiaceae
Exons: 1
Coding region: 1-270 (89 amino acids)
Source: RefSeq, a predicted model, not a curated record
AUGCAGUUCACCGCCACCGCCACCGCCUUCGCCGCGCUGUUCGCCACAGCUUUGGCCCAGGUCACCGUAACUUUGCCGUCGGGUGUCUCGCUCCCCUCGGGUAUCACCUUGCCAUCUGGCGUAUCCGUCGCCACGGCCGGUGCAACAUCGUCCGCGGCAGCCAACCGCCGCUACCGCCCUCGCCAGAACAUUGGUGGCGGCAUCAGUGGCAUCAGCGCCAUCUCCGGCAUCUCGCUCAACCUCGCCGUCCCAACCGCAGGCAACUCCUAA